Messenger RNA from Saxophila tyrrhenica, 1041 nucleotides. RefSeq lists its product as uncharacterized. Lineage: Eukaryota; Fungi; Ascomycota; Dothideomycetes; Mycosphaerellales; Extremaceae. The record is from RefSeq and is a predicted model, not a curated record. Bases 1 to 1041 code for a protein of 346 amino acids. The transcript is spliced from 2 exons.
AUGCCGCCCGAUCUGAAUUCGCUGCCACCCUCCGCUUCGAGCUCCCCGCAGUCCUCCCGCCCGCGCAGGAUAUCAAUCACGAGCGCAGACGUGUUCAGAAACAGCCCACCAUCCCCGCGCUCCCCAACCCUCUCCUCGCUGCAGGCUGCCGCGACAAUCAACGCUGGCCUCCACCGGUCUCCGAGCGGCGCGUCACCCGCCCGCAAUAGCCAAGGUCUGGAGCGCAGACGAUCAAGCCUCAUGAACAACCUCACCCUCAACGACCCCACAGCCCCCGCACCCGGCGAGCUGCAGGAAUCGCGCGGAAGCAGCAGCGGGAGUCCGAGAACUGACAGGCGAUCUCUCGCAUUCAACACGGCGGAUCCGCAUCACCAGAGACAACCCAGUCUUGGCGAGCUGCAUCAGGAACUGGAGAACGAGCAGGAGGCGCAGGUCAACAGGCUACUGCAGAUGAUACGAAUCCAGCAGAACGAGAUUGCGCAGAUUCAGCGGUCCUCACAGAACCCACAGGACCCGUCGCCUACAUCAACCGACCAAACACGCUUUCCUACCCCUCCAUCUACCUUGCUCACUCCGGGUACAAACGCCACGGAGCAGUCUUCCCCUCCUUCGGCGUCGAUCUCAGGAGCCUCGCCGCAUGCGCACAGCCACUUCAACCGCCCGCACUCAUUAUCAAGGCAGUCAUCGACUAUCAGAUCAAACGCAGGGACCAACAGCCGUGGCAACUCUCCUGCCCUGCGGCCGGCUUCUGGUAGUCUUGGUCCUUUGACGGAGGACUUUCUGCUGGGUGGAACAAGGGACGAAAGUGCGUUCUACCAGGCAGAGACGCAGAGCUUGACGAGGGAGAACCAGCUCCUGAAGCUGAGGAUACGCGAGCUUGAACGCCAAAUCUCGACCCUGACUACUUCUCCACCAGUCACCGUAGGUGCUUCAGGUGGCGAACUGCACAGUCCUUCACAGCAUUCACCUCUGGAGAGUCCACCAGCGACGUUUACCAGCGAGACCGCUCCUGCGAUGACAGCAGCCGUGACGGAUACUUAG